Prosopis cineraria is the source of this 1077-nucleotide messenger RNA. RefSeq names its product TMV resistance protein N-like. Lineage: Eukaryota; Viridiplantae; Streptophyta; Magnoliopsida; Fabales; Fabaceae. Bases 1 to 1077 code for a protein of 358 amino acids. Gene Ontology annotation, molecular function: ADP binding. Gene Ontology annotation, biological process: defense response; signal transduction. The record is from RefSeq and is a predicted model, not a curated record. The transcript is spliced from 4 exons.
AUGGAUGUCAUAAAUCAGUUAGGGAUAGGAGAGAACAAUUUCGUUGCUGUCAUGGAUUUGAAGAAGAAGGAGAAAAGAAUAGCACCCACCUCCAACGAAGCUAAAGUGGCAACACCUAUAAAUCCAGCAUGCCUAACGCUGAAGCAGGAAAGGGAAGAGUUUCGACUUGCUCUAUUAGCCUCACAACAGCGAAGGAAUAACAGAGAAGAGAUCCAGCUAGCCUACGUAAAAGAAGGAGAAAAGAAGGGCUUCAAUCUGAUUCUUGAAUCUAAAAAAUCUCUGGGUAGAGAAGUUAUCCCAAUCUUCUAUAAGACUGAUCCAUCCGAUGUGCAUCAUCAGAGAGGUACCUUUGCUUGUGCCUUUCAGAAACAUAGUCAGAGAUUUUCUGAAAACAAAGAGAAGGUGCAAAGAUGGAGAGAGGCCUUAAAAGAAGUUGUAAAUAUAUCUGGCUAUGACUCUACGGAUCAGCAUGAAGCAAAACUCAUUGAAGAAAUUAUCGCAGCAGCAUGGGCAAAGGUACAGCCAAAGUUACCAUAUUGUUUCAACAAUGAGUUCAUUGGCAUUGAAACAAGAGUAGAAGAAGUGAGUGCACUUCUAAAUAUUGGAUUAUGUGAUGUUGGCUUCAUAGGAAUAUGGGGCAUGACAGGUAUUGGAAAGACAACUCUUGCAAGAGUUAUCUAUGAGAGAAUAUUUCAUCAAUUUGAUGUUAGUUGUUUUCUUGCUAAUGUAAAAGAAAACCAUGAAGCCAAGGGAUUCGUUUCGUUGCAAAGAAAACUUCUUUCCAAACUCAUGAUAAGAGACAUAGAUAUUGAUGAUGCAUAUGAAGGGAAGAAUAUCACAAGGAAUUUUUUAUGCAGCAAAAAAGUUCUUGUUGUCUUGGAUGAUCAAGAAGAUGUUGAAGAGUGUUGUAGAUCAAUGAAGGAAUACAGCACAAGUAAUAACAGUGAAAUCCCUUCUCAACACUCUCUUUAUGCUUAUGGAAAGAGAUCCCACCAAGUUGAAGAAGUGGCAGAAGAAGACAACAUUGUGGCCACAGACGAAGCAGAAACAUUUUCUGCUAAACGAAGAAAACUCUAA